Pseudogymnoascus verrucosus is the source of this 567-nucleotide messenger RNA. RefSeq lists its product as uncharacterized. The record is from RefSeq and is a predicted model, not a curated record. The transcript is spliced from 2 exons. NCBI's taxonomy places the organism in Eukaryota, Fungi, Ascomycota, Leotiomycetes, Thelebolales, Thelebolaceae. Gene Ontology annotation, biological process: regulation of DNA-templated transcription. Bases 1 to 567 code for a protein of 188 amino acids. Gene Ontology annotation, molecular function: DNA-binding transcription factor activity, RNA polymerase II-specific; zinc ion binding.
AUGGCCGGCAUCACGACCCUUAGAAGAAAGCAGUUCUCCAGUUGCGAUAGCUGCCGAAACUCCCGGGUGAAGUGUGACGCUUUGGAGGUUGUUACUGUAGAGGGCAUCCACGCCCUCCGAGAAUCAUGCUCGAGAUGCACAAAGCAGCAUACACUCUGUACCUUUAACUGGGUGCAGAAGCAUAAAAGCCACCGUGCGAGAAACAGACACCUCCUAGACCUAGGCAUGUCCCCUGUAACGCAAACAGAGCAAGCAAUGGCCCCGAGGCGCUAUACCGAAGAGAGGAGAAUGAGAGUCGAUCAUGGCCUGCACCUGAAUGCGAGAUCAAUCCACGACACUCUUUGGGAACUAUAUCACCAGAAUUUUGAAGCCAUGCUCGGUACCUGGAUUGGGGCCUGCCCGUGUUUGGAUGGGUACGACAUGAGCGCCUUUCGCUGUGACGAAUAUAGCAAAUCCUCCGAUGGUGUGGUCAAGGGUGACACGUACCUGAACGUAAUAAGCAUCACUCGAUUAUUUGUCACCCUUGAUAAAUGGGUUGGCUACGGACAACUCUAUCGAGACCUCUGA